CUCGUAUCGAACAAAUCACGGACUACUCCGAAGAGGUCUCUUUGACGUAGAGCGUGUUGUUUCCUAAACCGAAUUUUUGACGGCCGGCGUGCUCCAACUGGCAAUCGCUGGAUUGGUUUGACGACGACCUCACUUUCUUCCAUUGUGCCAAUUCAACGUCGAUCACACCACUUCGCUAACCUGAAUGUCUAUCAUACGACAUCAUUUUUAAUCACGUCCUCUCGUUCAUCUACCCUCACUACAUCUCGCUCUUGUCCGCCAUGGCCACACCAGCACCUCCGGACACCGCCAACGAUGAUUGGCAUCCACUCUACAAUCCAUUCUCUGCCACUAUCAAUAUCGAUGAAACUCAUCCUUCAAACCCAAUUCGGCUUUUUCUACUCCGCCCAUUUUGGGCUCCCUUAUUGUUCUCAAACACAUCCUCCGACGCAAGAGACCAUUGUGCCAAUGAACGAACUUUCCUUUCCUGGCUAAGACUAGCUGUCUACAUGGCCGUUGUCGCCGUCGCCAUUUUCGUCAAUUUUCAUCUCAAACACCAACCUAGUGCCCUCGAACAGAGAAUGUCCCGGCCCCUGGGCAUAAUCUUCUGGGUGUUGUCGCUUGCCUGCCUCUCAAGUGGCAUGGCCAACUACAUGCGCACUGUGACGAAGUAUGCCGGAAGACGAGCACUGGUGCAGUCUGGCAUCAAGACCCAGCUCGUCUUCGGAGUCGUCGCGACAGCGAUCGUAGCGGCAUGUGCAUUGUUUCUGGGUGCCGAAGCUCAGGCCUCGAGAAGUAGGAGGUGAAUUCCAGGUUCAUACAAAACGUACUGUUCUGUGUCGACUCCCUGGUGCAUUUACUCACUAUCCUGGUAAGCCAAAAGGUGCACACGAAUCAACCGACAUCAGUGGGUCGAGAUAUCCUCAGCCUUGCUACACGUUCUCGUAUCGAGUCUGCCUCGUAGGUCUCUCAUGGUAAGGCGCGCCACUUCCUGCUCAUGCUUGCAAUUGGCUCGGCUAUUGAUCCUACAAGCCUAUCCUUUUCUGUCCA
Exophiala viscosa is the source of this 1029-nucleotide messenger RNA. RefSeq lists its product as uncharacterized. NCBI's taxonomy places the organism in Eukaryota, Fungi, Ascomycota, Eurotiomycetes, Chaetothyriales, Herpotrichiellaceae. The coding region runs from base 261 to 785 and encodes 174 amino acids. The record is from RefSeq and is a predicted model, not a curated record. The transcript has 2 exons.